CGCUGGCUGCACCCUUCUGCUGUUCAGCAGCCAGACGGAAGAAGAAGAUGAGAGAAACCCCUUUAGAAAGCAGAGUACCCGUUUUCCCUUGUGACGGCCAUCGCAGCUGAUUUCUCUUGCUUUUCACGGCUGCUAUUUUCUCGUCCUUGGGGCUCUCCGGAUCCUGGGACGGCCUGACCGCGGAGACACCCUCCUCGGGGUGAAGCAGGAAGCAAAGUGGAAGCGAACGCCCCUGAUCGUGCCGCCGAGCGCCAGAGGCUGAGCCACAGGCUGAGCAGGGUCGAGGUUGGCAGGCUUCUCCUUGGCGCGGCAGGAGAGUGGACGAUGAUGGCAGGGCCAGGUCCCCAGCCCACGGGCAGCGCCGUCAGGGCCCUCGGCCUGGAGUACCGCAGCCUCCAGGAGGAGCCCGUCGAGGGCUUCCGCGUCAAGCUCGUCAACGAGGACAACCUGUUCGAGUGGGAGGUGGCCAUCUUCGGGCCUCCAGACACCCUUUACCAGGGGGGCUACUUCAAGGCUCACAUGAAGUUCCCAGCUGAUUACCCGUACUCACCUCCAAGUAUACGCUUUCUUACUAAAGUUUGGCACCCUAAUGUCUAUGAGAAUGGAGAUCUUUGUAUCUCUAUUCUUCAUCCACCUGUAGAUGACCCUCAAAGUGGUGAGCUGCCUUGUGAAAGAUGGAAUCCUACUCAAAACGUGAGGACGAUUCUCUUAUCAGUUAUCUCGCUACUGAAUGAACCCAACACGUCUAGCCCUGCUAAUGUGGAUGCCUCCGUGAUGUAUCGCAGGUUUAAGGACUCAAAAGGGAGAGAUAAAGAAUAUGAAAAUAUUAUCAGAAAACAAGUGUCAGCCGCAAGACUUGAAGCAGAAAAAGAUGGUGUUGUGGUUCCUCUUACAUUAGAAGACUACUGCCGCAAACCAAAAGCCAAGGCUGCUGAACCACCAGUAGAUAUGACUGACUUUUAUGUUGAUGAUUACGAUAUUGGUGAUGACGACGAUGAUUUGGACAUGGGUGACAGUGAUGCUGGAGAUGAUGGGGAUGACAGUGGCAAUGGCGAGUCAUGAACUGAAGAAACACUUGCUCAAGGCAUUGGCUCUCCUUUACAUCUGCUGUGGAUGAAGAAAGAAUUCUCUAUGAUUUCAAUUGUUGCUGAUAUGUUAGCAGCAUUUACUCAAGUGCUUACUCUCUUUAGUUGGUUUGUGUAAAGUUUAUUUAUGGGUUGUGAUGCUGUGAUGCUUAACAUUGUAGACAUUUACUUAAUGAUUGUCAUGUAAUUUAUUGUGGAAUUGAGUUGCAACAUAGAAUUGUACUAUGUAACCUUACUUAUUAAUUUUAUGCUGAAUGGUAUUAAUUCCUAUUGCUUCAUUAAUAGUGUGGAACAGUAUGUGAAUCGGAUAUGAAGAUGCUCUGGGACAUCCUAAAUUAUUAAAUUGUUUAAGUUAAGUUCAAAAUUUGUGAUGGGAAAAUCACAACUGUCACAUUGCUUAAUUCAUUUGUAGGUAUUUAAUUUUUUGUAUUAAUGUUUUGUUUGUGACAUUGUAACCCUAAGCUGAAUCAUUGAAUUUCUGUUUAAAAUGGGAUUUUUUGGAUGCUAUCUGUUAUUUUCUUGAAAAAAUGUAGUUUUUUAAUAUUUAUUUGUUAUCAAAUGACAACCAACCUGUACUGGAAAUGAUUCUUUAAUUUUAUUCUUAUUGCCUUCUUGUCCCGGUUAGAUUUUGUGGAACAUUGUUAUUCAUUGAAACGGAAUUCUUUAUGUGUGUACUGUAUCAUAUUCUUUUACCUUCUAAUAAUGUAAUCUUAUUUGUUGAGCAUGAUUGUUAUUUUUCCUUGUAUUGUCUUACUUACUCCGUUACCAGGAUCUUUCAUUGAAUAGAUUUGUCUAUCUGGCUGUCAUCUUUAUCUUUGCUAUACCUUUUCAUUUUUAAUUAUUUUUUACUGAUGGAUUCUUCUUGCACAAGUAGGUCACAUCAAAAUUUUUUCAGUGCUUUGAUGAAAAGAUAUAGAAAGUUAGUUCUCUUCCACUGUCUUUCGUAAACCUUGUGCUUGUUGUAUUUGGCCUAUUGUAGCAGGAUUCACUUAAGGGUGGCUUUUCUGGUAUUGUAACAACAAAACCUGAUGCCCUGCUUAGAUAAGAACAGCAUUGCAUCUUUUCAUACUGUAAUAAUUUCUAUGCGUAAGAUUUGAUCUCAGUGCUGGUGAAAUAGAAGGUAAUUCUUGUAGAUUUAGAAAAAUCGUGUGCUGAUUCUGUCCUAAAAUUUAUUCUUUUUACUUGCCAUCCAUCUAUAUUAAAUUUUACAUUGGACUUCUGGAAGUUCUAUGAAUUCAAAAUUCCAAGCAAAGAUCUUGUCUGCAAACUCAUCUGCUACAUUUUUAAAAAUAUUGGCGUGUGUUGGAAGUCUUCAGAUAAGUGAUAUUGGUAUUGUGUGGCAUGAUAGACAAGUUUUUAUUUUUAUUUUAUUUUGAACUGAGAGCCAAGUUAAAAGAAUUUGUGAUUGUAUUGCUUUAGUAUGAAUGGUUUGAUCAUGACUAUUGAAUUGGGUUGUCUUAUACAGGUUUGACAGUGUGCUGGUACAGUUAUAGUUUUACUAUAUUGGGUUUGUGGCGUUGAUAAACAUGUGUCCUUGGCCAAUUGUGUCAGUUUUUCUUCUCACAUUAGAAGUAUGGAUUGACAUGAUUUUAUCAAUAGUUAAUAUCUUUAGGAAUCCUAUGUUUUACUAGCACGCUUUCCCUAAUUAAUUACGCUUAAUAAUCACCACCAUUCUACUUUGAUAAUGUGUCUUUUGAAUGAUAAAAAUUCUUUUUGGUGUUCGGGCGAGGUUAAAUUGGGUACCAGUAGAUUGAUGAUAAUGUUAUAGGAUAAGACAUUCAUGGUUAAAUAGGGACAUUCCUUCCAUUUGUUUAUCAACGCCUUGUGUACAAGUAAGUUGGACGUAAGAUUGUUGUGUCUAAUGAUAAUGAUUGAAAGGAGGACAGAGGACCAGCUCACCACUGCCAGAUAAAGUGAAUGUUGGUGUUUGAAACUACCUAUUAAGUCACUCAAAGUGUACAGAUGAUUGUAUAGAUAUUUUUUUCAUGAUACAUUUUUUUUUCUUUGACAGAACAGAAGAUUGGCUGUAGUUGGUUUAUAUAUGAGGCUACAUUGUUCUUUUUUAAAAAUGUCAUUUAAAUGUUGGAUAAUGUAAGAUUGAUUUUCUGUGCUUUUACCAUUGUACAAUUAUUCAGUGUGUUAAAUAAGUCAAUUUUUCUUUUUUACUUUUUCUUAUUGCUUGUAGUUGUUACAAUAUGUGCAUUGUAAAUAAUAAAAUAAGAAUGUAUAUGCUCUCUUAAUGCUUGUUUCACACAGACUUGCUUACAGGACUUUGAUUUUUCUGACUUUACUGUGUACUAGCUCUCACGAUUCGUAUUUCAACAAAAUCCAUCCAAUUGUUCAGCAUGCUGAACAUAAACUAUGUUCAAGUACCUAUAUCCCAGUUUGAUACUAGAAAGUUUUCUGAUUAGAAUUAAAGAUCAGUGGAAGUUGUUAAAAUGUUUUCCCUUUUACUCACUGAUGCCAGCCCCUAUGUUAAUUUUCAUUUUGGUUUGUGUUUUGAAAUUUUAUUUGUGUUCUAUUAGCUAUACAAUUUGUUAUUAAAUGGUGAAGUGGCCCCUUAAAUAUUUUCAGAUCUUCUUUGUGACAUGCAUAUCUCAGCACAGUCGUUUACCUAUCAGAAAAAUCAGACGAGUCAUGGGAGUAAUACAAUUGUAGCUGUGUUCCAUAUUUCCUUAAUCAAUUUGAAACAGAAGGUGCCACUGAGUAUAGGUGUUCCCAUCCACUCCAUUAUCUAGUGUUGUAUUUGGACUUUACCAUAUACCAUGCUACAGCAUAUAAGUCAGUGUUAUGCAAGGUGUUAUGACUACAAGAUUGUUCUCUUUUACGAAUUCUUGAAAACGAAGUCACAUUAAUUAAGAUUGAAAGUACUGUGAUCAGAACUUUUUUGUGCAAAGACCAAGUAAACUCAGACAUUUUUUGUUGCAAGAGUGAAUUUUGUUUAUUAUUCAUGACAACCUGAUGGAGUGAUGAGAUAAACAUGGAAAUCACCUUGACUUACGCCUCUAGAUACAAGUAUCAAAAUUAUAACUCUUUAUUAUUAAUAAAAACUAUGUUGUUUUUAUUUUCAACCAUCCUGUUAAGUUGUAAUUAUUGGUCUAGUUUAUUGUGUUUAGUUGCGUUUUAUCUUCUGAAGUGUACUCCUCACUUUAUCUUACAUCUGCGAAUUUGUUUUUGUAAGUAUUGACGUGGAUAGAAUUUUAAAAAACAUAUUCUGUGAUCAUAGUGAUCAGGUGUGAACAUUAUUAGUUUCUGUUGUGCAAGGGAAAAUAAAGUAUGUUUGAAAUUUGAUA
Messenger RNA from Frankliniella occidentalis (western flower thrips), 4378 nucleotides. Its product is annotated as ubiquitin-conjugating enzyme E2 R2. Gene Ontology annotation, molecular function: ubiquitin conjugating enzyme activity. The record is from RefSeq and is a predicted model, not a curated record. Gene Ontology annotation, biological process: protein polyubiquitination; ubiquitin-dependent protein catabolic process. NCBI's taxonomy places the organism in Eukaryota, Metazoa, Arthropoda, Insecta, Thysanoptera, Thripidae. The transcript has 6 exons. Bases 325 to 1062 code for a protein of 245 amino acids.